This is a messenger RNA of Selaginella moellendorffii, 694 nucleotides long. RefSeq names its product E3 ubiquitin-protein ligase UPL1-like. The record is from RefSeq and is a predicted model, not a curated record. Bases 103 to 669 code for a protein of 188 amino acids. Gene Ontology annotation, molecular function: ubiquitin-protein transferase activity. Lineage: Eukaryota; Viridiplantae; Streptophyta; Lycopodiopsida; Selaginellales; Selaginellaceae. Gene Ontology annotation, biological process: protein polyubiquitination; proteasome-mediated ubiquitin-dependent protein catabolic process; positive regulation of protein catabolic process. The transcript is spliced from 3 exons.
CAUGGGCCUGAGCUUCAGCAUAGACGAUCAUUCAGAUGGACGCAAAGAGGUGAGUACAGCUUCUUUCACAUCACCAUAUCCAUUUCCUUUUGUUUACUGUAGAUGGCGAUUCAUGAUCUUAUUCCCGGAGGUCGAGAUGUUCCAGUGACUGAGGAAAACAAGCAUAACUAUGUGAAUCAUGUCGCCGACUACCGCUUGACAGGCUCGAUCAAGCCGCAGAUAGACGCGUUUCUGGAUGGUUUCUACGAACUGAUAUCGAAGGAUUUGAUAUCCAUUUUCGAUGUCAAGGAGCUAGAGCUGCUCAUAAGUGGGCCUCCUGAUGUAGACGGUAUGUUUCUUCUUCUUGUCAAACCUCUCUCAGAGUGUGAUUUUGUGUGCUUGCAGUUGAAGAGUUGCAAAAAGUUGCAAGAUGUGAACAUACUUAUUGUAUUUCAUGACUGGGUCUUCCAAGGUAUGACAAAAGAUCUUAUACUUUUUUACAAGCUUUUGUUUCACCAGAUUUCAAACACGGGCCUUUUGAUAACUGAAGGUGGUGAAUGGAAUCAAUUACCAACGGCAUAUACUUGCUCUGGGACUAUCGUUCUUCCUCACUAUCAGUCGAGAGAGCAAUUGGAAGAGAAACUCUUGCUUGCUAUUCGCGAAGGCUGCGAAGGUUUUGGCUUUGUAUAGAGAAAUUAUUUCGAUCAAUGUAAAA